Messenger RNA from Durotheca rogersii, 2858 nucleotides. Its product is annotated as S-adenosyl-L-methionine-dependent methyltransferase. The coding region runs from base 413 to 2233 and encodes 606 amino acids. Gene Ontology annotation, biological process: polyamine biosynthetic process. The transcript has 3 exons. Lineage: Eukaryota; Fungi; Ascomycota; Sordariomycetes; Xylariales; Xylariaceae. The record is from RefSeq and is a predicted model, not a curated record.
CUUGUUUAAACGACUUGCAUACAAGACCUCGCGAUUAAAUAAAAAGCAUCAAAUCACCAAAUCGCGCCGCGACAUCCAACAUCGUCAUCCAUUCCUCUUAGCUUAGGCACCUUUCUUUGCUCUACAGGCGGGCGACGUCGCGACGGGAAGUCCAUGAAACAGUCCUAGCAGCAGGCUGGUGAGAGCCGAGACCCGUAACGCUGCUCUCGUUGCCCGCAAGCCUCUCCGUCUUCGGGUAUCGUCGUAGUAGUCCUAGGAGUAUGUUGGGAUAGCUGGCCGCCGAUAUUCCCACCUAUCGACGUUAACACGCCCAACCCUGAUUAACUAGAUUAAUACAAACUACCUUUCCCUCUCUCUCCCAUCCCUGCUCCCAUCUCACACCAUCCUCCCAGGAACAUACGCGGCUGCGCCAAUGCCUCCGCGGAAGCAGACCCCCAAGAAGGCCGCCGCGCCGAAGAAGCCUCCGGAGACGAAGGAGGACUUUGAGGAGGAGCUCAAGUUGAUGGCUAGCCAGGCCACGGACGAGACCUGGGUGCGCUGGACCACGCACCAGGCUGUUGUCUAUGGCAAGGCCGCUGCCCUCGUCGUGCUCAUGGCCGUCUAUGCCAAUGUCUCUCAGUUAACCCUGUCGCCCGUCUACGGCCAGAUCGCCGCCGCACGCCUGCACCAGCGCGUCAUAUGGUCCGCCCUGUUCGUCGGUUGGGGAGGCAACCUCGCCCUGCGCCGUCUGCUCCCUUUCGCUACCAUCAAGCUGCUACCCCUGGUCGCUGCCUAUGUUCCGAUGGCCCAAUUCUUCCUCUUUCAAGUCAGUGGGUACUUCGGCGCUGAGACUGGCCCGGCUAUCACCGAGGCCCUCACCCUGGCCCCACUCGUCGCUCUCAGCACUGCCUGUGUCGCCGAUAUCCUCGAGGCUGCUGACCUUAGCGCCCUGCCCAAGUCCAUCGCCGGCUCCGUGCCGGGUCUCAGCUCGUACGGGCUCUUUAAGCUCGCCGAGAUGGACUCCGCCCGGCAAAUGUCCGAGCAGAUCGGCCGUUCCGUGCUGCAGACUCGUGUCGGACUAGAGCUGGUGCUGGCUGCGACGUACGCCAUAAUGGCACGCUCGAAGCUCCUGGUCUGGACGCUCCCCGCGGUUUUACACGCCGCCUUCUUCAACACCCACCUCAUCACCCCUAUGGCCACUAACUCUCUGAAUGCCACCCUCAAUGCUAGUGGAUGGUCGUUGAUCGAUCGGUGGGAGUCGACGACCGGCUACAUCUCUGUUCUUGACAGCCACAAGGACGGUUUUCGAGUCCUGCGGUGCGAUCACAGCCUCCUUGGCGGUGAGUGGACCAAGUUUGAACGGAAGAUCGUAGCGGAACCUAUCUACAGCGUCUUCACCCAGCUCGAGGCCAUACGUCUCGUGAAAGUCCCCGGCAAGGUCCCCGACAACAAGGCGAAGGCCCUCAACAUUGGCCUCGGCAUCGGUACCACGCCGUCGGCACUGAUAGCUCACGGCAUCGACACGACGAUCGUCGAAAUCGACCCAGUUGUCUACGACUUCGCCAAAAAGUACUUCGGGCUACCAGCGAACCACACGGCCGUGAUCGACGAUGCCGUCUCCUGGAGUAAUGCCGCGCGUGAUGAGCUGCGCGAGUACUUUGACUACAUCGUUCACGAUGUCUUCACCGGCGGCGCUGAGCCCAUACCCCUAUUCACCCAAGAGUUUCUGACUUCUCUGCGCGACAUGCUGAAGCCCAACGGCGUCAUAGCCAUAAACUAUGCCGGCGACUUUACCCUCCCACCGCUUGGCAUCGCUAUCCGCACUAUCAAGUCCGUCUUCCCAUCGUGCCGCGUGUUCCGGGAGAACGAGGCACCAACGCCUGACGCUGUCGCCCAGGCGGGACGGGACUUCGACAACGUAAUCGUGUUCUGCACUAACGCGGACCCUUUCACUGUCGCCGGCGCCAUCUCUUUCCGCUCGCCCGUCGAGGCCGAUUAUCUCGGCAGCCUUGCGCGCCGCUCGUUUCUAGUGCCCAAGCACGAAGUUCCCGAGUCGGUAUUCGCUGUUGCCACCAAGGGAAAGGAGAAGCUGGGCGAGGAGGGAGAAGAGGCAGACGCGAACAAUGGAGAAGAAGACGGUAUCCUCCGCGCCAACGAGACGGAGAAGCUGGCGAAGUGGCACGACCGCAGCGCGCUGGGCCACUGGGCCGUCAUGCGGUUUGUGCUGCCGAGUGAGAUAUGGCAGAACUGGUGAGUCCUCUCGCUCCAGCUGGUGAGCGAGUGGGUGGUUACAUUAGUCGGCGGUUUCGGCUGUACCUAAUGGAGCCUUUGAGUGUGCAGGUAAGCCGGGAAGCUUUCGAACAGGCAUACUUGCCCGUCGUGUACAUAAGUUAAAAGUUGUAGAGGGCAACUUUGGAUUAUGGACAUUCCCUUUUGGACAUAUACUACUUUCAGAUCUACCUAGCGUUCACAAAUUUUUCGUUGUCUUGACUGUCUCAGCGCAGGUUUAAACUAACUGAACACACUCCCCCGUCUCCCAGAAAACUGAUCCUUUUCUUUCUUACUUAGCUACAGAUCCACUGCAGUCUCACUAACUUCGUCGGCACUCGAACCGGCAUCUCACGUCCCUCAUCCCCCGGCAUCCCACUCCGGCCUCCGCACCGGGCGCCAGCGAACACCACUAUAAACCGAGCACCCGCCAUCUCCUUGCCCACCCUUGCCCCGAUGCCGCCUCGACUCCUCACUCCUCCUCCUCCUCUUGUCCAGCGCCCUUCCCGUACGCCCACCCCUCACCCUCCCUCGCAGCGGCAGCGGCGCCCUCGGCCGCCGCGCGGUUGAACUCGGCGCGGUACUCAUCGAGGUAGGCGGGGACGGCGGGG